Magnolia sinica is the source of this 1407-nucleotide messenger RNA. RefSeq lists its product as uncharacterized. The transcript has 5 exons. Gene Ontology annotation, molecular function: calcium ion binding. The record is from RefSeq and is a predicted model, not a curated record. The coding region runs from base 104 to 1201 and encodes 365 amino acids. NCBI's taxonomy places the organism in Eukaryota, Viridiplantae, Streptophyta, Magnoliopsida, Magnoliales, Magnoliaceae.
AUCACGAGCCUCCUCCUCUCUGUCAGUCGAUCUUUAAAGAGCCAACCAGAAAAGAGGGGGUUUGAAGGAAGGAAGGUUGGAGAGAAUAGCCACCGCCAGGAAGAUGAAAGGUGGACAGGUAUUGGACGGUUCAGAUAUAAAGGGAUUGGUUGAGAACGAGGAGGUGUUCGAGAACUUCGUGGACCAUAAGUUCAAAGAGCUCGACAGAGAUGGAGAUGGAAAGCUGUCCGUGAAAGAACUACAUCCAGCUGUUGCUGAUAUUGGAGCUGCUCUUGGUCUUCCUGCUAAAGGCUCUUCUCCUGAUUCUGACCACAUCUAUAAAGAGGUUUUGAAUGAAUUCACCCAUGGAAAGCAAGAGAAUGUGAGCAAGAACGAGUUCAAAGUGGUACUCUCUGACAUCCUGCUUGGCAUGGCGGCUGGGCUCAAGCGUGACCCCAUUGUGAUAUUGAGAAUCGAUGGCGAAGAUAUCCUGGAAUUCACCAACAGUCCAAGGUUUCAACCGGAAGCCAUUGUCAUAUUUUCCCAAAUAGAGAAUGGUGAUGGGUCCCUGCAUGACUACAUUACCAAGGCAUUGAAACAGCUAACAGUCGAUCAUGGGUUGCCACCUUCUUCUGAUUCUUGGGUUUUCAGCAAUGUCAUUGAACCAGCAUUGCAAUCCUGUCUGAUCGUUGAUCACGAAAAACCCAUUUCUCAAGAGAUGUUCUUGGAGGAAUUCAGCAAGGUCUUGAAGAACAUCGCCUCGCAGCUCAAAGAGCAGCCAGUAAUCGUGGCCCACAGUGAGAAUACAUUCGAUGGAAGCAGCAUCAAGAGAUUAUUAUCGAACCAAUUCGAAUUAGAAAAGUCGUUGGACGCUGCAAUUAAAUCCUUGCUGAAAGAUCGAAAUGGGAAGGUAUCCAAAGAGUAUCUUCAGGUCGCCUUGGAUGGGAUGGGCCCAGCUGCUGGUUUGCCACCUUAUGGUGCAGUCAGUCAGAUAGAUAUGGUCGUGAAUGAGGUCAUCAAGAUGAUAAAUGCUGAUGAUGGAAGCUUCGUUACUGAAGAAGAGUUCAAUAAGAUCAUGGAGGAAAUCCUGGGGAGCAUUAUGCUACAAUUGGAGGGGAAUCCUAUAUCGGUUUCUUCAAAUUCAGUUGUACACGAGCCGCUUGAAUCUUCCUCCACUCUGUUGCCUCCAACGGUGUCGUCCACAUUGCCCGAGAGUGGGUGAUCGAUUACUGAAAAGAUGAUGAAAAUAGAGUACCCAAAAACAUGCAUGCUAAUAGGCUAUCUUAAGAGCUCCAAUGCAAUACUAAUUCUAGAAAUUAGUAUGUGUUUGAUCCUUAGUUAUUGAAGCUUUUUGAAUGCAUAUGUUAUAUUUUGGAAGAUUGGUUUGUGUCAUUUCACAUAGAAAAUAGGAGAUUUUAGAUUUGCACA